Molecule: messenger RNA, 848 nt
Organism: Gorilla gorilla gorilla (western lowland gorilla)
Lineage: Eukaryota; Metazoa; Chordata; Mammalia; Primates; Hominidae
Product: DNA topoisomerase 3-beta-1-like
Exons: 3
Coding region: 1-765 (254 amino acids)
Source: RefSeq, a predicted model, not a curated record
AUGACUGGGGGCAGCAGCCUGAACAGUGCCGACCACAGCGCACACGCAGAACCAGGAGCCCUGGAGCCCCACCGUGUGCCCCACCGUGCAGCCUCCUCAGCCGCCUUCAAACAGCUGCAUCCUCAACAGGUUGUGAGGCUCCAAGGAGGACAGGAAAAGAUGAUCUCUAGGUGCCAAGAUGAAAUUGCACACUGGCAAAAGGAAGGCUUGUGGAUACCAGCAAAAUCACUCUUCUCCUCGGGGACAACUGGUUUUGCCAGUGCUCUGCAAAGCAAGCAGUGGGGCAUGGGCUGCAACGAGUGUAUGCACCCCUCCUGCCAGCACUCGAUGAGCAUGCUGGGCAUCGGCCAGUGCGUGGAAUGUGAGAGCGGGGUGCUGGUGCUGGACCCCACCUCGGGCCCCGAGUGGAAGGUGGCCUGCAACAAGUGCAACGUGGUAGCGCACUGCUUCGAGAACGCCCACCGCGUGCGAGUGUCCGCCGACGCCUGCAGUGUCUGUGAGGCCGCCUUGCUUGAUGUGGACUUCAACAAGGCCAAGUCCCCACUCCCGGGCGAUGAGACGCAGCACAUGGGCUGCGUCUUUUGUGACCCCGUCUUCCAGGAGCUGGUGGAGCUGAAGCAUGCGGCCUCCUGCCACCCCAUGCACCGCGGUGGACCAGGGAGAAGGCAGGGUCGAGGGCGGGGCCGGGCCAGGAGGCCCCCUGGGAAGCCCAACCCCAGAUGGCCCAAGGACAAGAUGUCAGCCCUGGCCGCCUACUUUGUAUGAUGGCCCUGUCCUCCCUCACCCAGGCUGCAGUGCCAUGCAGACACCUCAUGGCACUUCAAACUAUUAAAAUGCAUUUUAUCUUA